CUGUGCGACAAUGCAUCUAGGCUAUGCAUUGCUAGUGUAGUCAACAUGCAGUCAAUGGAAGUGAUCGUACAAAGCGACAGUAAUUUUGCGUUCAAAUUGUAAAAGGAAAAUGAAAUAAACAAAUAACUUAGAAUCAAAACUAAUAAAAGAAUUCAAGGAAUAAAUAAACCACGUAUAUACAUAGUUAGAGUGGUAUAGAAAAAUAACAAACCUCAAUUUCCUUCGCCAUGUCUUAUUCCUUUGGUAUGCGUGGCAUUGGUCAAAGUUUCGGCAUUAAACUUUGCUGCUGUCGCGUGUGUACCUGUGUAAAUUUUGGUUUUGUCACUUCACGUGUGGGACUUACAAAAAUCCUACAACUAACCCUGGCCACUUUGUGCGAAGGGCUAUUGGUGCGCUAUGGAAUACCAGCAGCAGAUACAAUUGGACAGGCUCUGACCAGCAUGCUUACAACGACCGCUUAUUGCUUCACCACUACAGCCAUACUAAUGAUAUGCUAUUGCUUCUCGGAGAAAUCUUCAAGUCUAAUUAGACAAUCACUCUUUGAAACACUUUUCAAUGCGGUUGCCUGUAGCAUGUACUUCAGCUCUUCCAGCUACAUGGGCUUUGCUUGUGUUGUGUGGUUGCAUCCGCAAUUUCUUGUGCGACCGGGUUUUUGGGCCUACCCAGCAAUGACAGCGGCAUAUUAUAUUGGCUAUGCCGCCGGUAUUUUACAUGCCAUUGAUGCAUUUUUAUCUUUUAGAUAUUACAGAGGAAGUCGUUAGCUCAAAAGUUUCAUAUGACAAAUAAGUAACAAUUUUAUUAUUAAUCUUUUUUGUGUGUAUGCAUUUAUAUUUGUGUAUUAAAUUCAAGUAAUUGCAUUUGUCUGUAGCACAUUUGAGGCACUUACGAGAAACUAUUAAUUUUUCGUUUGUAUCUUAUAGAAAUUAAUGUAAUAU
This is a messenger RNA of Rhagoletis zephyria (snowberry fruit fly), 935 nucleotides long. RefSeq lists its product as uncharacterized. Gene Ontology annotation, cellular component: membrane. Lineage: Eukaryota; Metazoa; Arthropoda; Insecta; Diptera; Tephritidae. The record is from RefSeq and is a predicted model, not a curated record.